AUUUACUGGUAAAGCCAUAAAUCACAACCACACGUGCCAUAAGUCGGAAAUAAUAAAAACUGAGCAAAUUGGUUUCAUUUUGUGGCAUAUGAUAUAUUAACUGUAAAAGUAAAAAAAAAUUCAUUACACUUCAAACAACAUACAUUUAACCAUGAAGUUUACAGAAAUUGAGAGCCAACAGAAAAGAAAGACAAGUAAGCCAAUGACAGAAAGACGUCGACGUGAACGUAUCAAUAAUAGUCUGAUGCAACUGAAAAGUUUAGUUUUACGAGAUACUAACAAAGAGGAACACGUCAAGAUGGAAAAAGCAGACAUCAUGGAUAUGGCUGUCAGAUAUAUCGAGGACCAUCAGCAAAGACAAAUUGCAGAAGAUCAAGAAAGACAACAGCUAACUGUCCAUAGUUUUCUUCAAGGCUACACAACAUGCAUCCACGAAGUAUCUAGACACCAGAGUAUCCAUGGUUACAGCAACGAGAUCGUGUCCAGUCUUUCCAAUCAUCUAUCAUCGACCCUAACUGCCAUGUCACCAGUGUUUCCUCAGCAGACCUUAAUGACGAGUGCCGUUAAUACUCUACCAGGUUUUCCAUUUUCUCGACCAGAGUCACGUGCCUCAACCGUCAGCGACGACAGAUUUGCCGCGAGCACUCCAAACAGCUUCUACUCAGCAGACAGCAACACGUGCCAACAGUUAUCACCCGCUUUCAGUAGUAACACCUGGUACAACACAUCACCAAUCGUUAACAUGUCCUACAGUCACAGCAAAAGACCGUCAUCUCUUUCUCCGUCCGCUCCCUACUUAUGGCCUGUUGACCUCACUUGUAACGACUCAGGUUUCCAUGGUUCACCAGUUGUCCAGUCUCCUGCCAACCAAGCACCACAGACUUCAGUAUGGCGGCCAUUUUGAUGUUUAACAAUUACUCUAGAAUCUGUUAUGACAUUUCAUUGUAUAUUUGGUGCAAAUUUUAAAUUGUA
Mytilus trossulus (common blue mussel) is the source of this 972-nucleotide messenger RNA. Its product is annotated as protein hairy-like. Gene Ontology annotation, cellular component: nucleus. The record is from RefSeq and is a predicted model, not a curated record. Gene Ontology annotation, biological process: anterior/posterior pattern specification; regulation of neurogenesis; regulation of transcription by RNA polymerase II. Lineage: Eukaryota; Metazoa; Mollusca; Bivalvia; Mytilida; Mytilidae. Gene Ontology annotation, molecular function: RNA polymerase II cis-regulatory region sequence-specific DNA binding; DNA-binding transcription factor activity, RNA polymerase II-specific; protein dimerization activity. The coding region runs from base 152 to 904 and encodes 250 amino acids. The transcript has 4 exons.